Arabidopsis lyrata subsp. lyrata is the source of this 1757-nucleotide messenger RNA. RefSeq names its product cytochrome P450 71B2. Gene Ontology annotation, molecular function: monooxygenase activity; iron ion binding; heme binding. The transcript has 2 exons. The coding region runs from base 59 to 1567 and encodes 502 amino acids. NCBI's taxonomy places the organism in Eukaryota, Viridiplantae, Streptophyta, Magnoliopsida, Brassicales, Brassicaceae. The record is from RefSeq and is a predicted model, not a curated record.
CGAAGUUUUAAACUCAUAUCUCCAAGAAACAGAGCCAACAAAACAGAGGAAGAGAAAAAUGACGAUCUUGCUCUGUUUCUUUUUAGUUUCACUUCUUACUCUCGUAUCAUCAAUCUUUCUUAAACAGAUUAAAAACCCUAAAUUCAAUCUGCCUCCGAGCCCUUUAAGUCUUCCGAUCAUCGGAAACUUACACCAUCUCGCAGGAUUGCCUCACAGAUGUUUUCAUAAGCUCUCGAUCAAAUACGGACCCUUGGUCUUUCUUCGACUCGGGUUUGUUCCAGUUGUUGUGGUCUCAUCGAGCGAAGCAGCUGAAGCAGUUCUCAGAACCCAUGAUUUGGAAUGUUGCAGCCGACCAAAGACGGUGGGGACCGGAAAACUCUCUUACGGUUUCAAAGACAUCAGUUUCGCACCAUACGGUGAGUAUUGGCGAGAAGUGCGAAAAAUCGCGGUCAUCGAGCUUUUUAGCUCUAAAAAGGUUCAAUCUUUUAGGUAUAUAAGAGAGGAAGAGGUCGACUUUGUGGUCAAGAAAGUGUCGGAAUCGGCUUUGAAGCAAUCUCCUGUGGAUCUAAGCAAAACCUUUUUCUCCCUCACCGCAAGCAUCAUUUGUAGAGUAGCUUUGGGACAGAAUUUCCAUGAAAGCGGGUUUGUUAUCGAUCAAGACAGGAUCGAAGAACUUGUUACCGAAUCAGCGGAAGCUCUAGGGAGUUUCACUUUCUCUGACUUCUUCCCUGGUGGACUUGGAAGAUUCCUAGAUUGGUUGUUUCAACGACACAAGAGUAUUAACAAAGUCUUCAAGGAACUUGAUGCUUUUUAUCAGCAUGUGAUUGAUGAUCACUUGAAGCCAGACGGAAGGAAAAAUCAAGAUAUUGUCACCUUGAUCUUGGAUAUGAUCGAUAAACAAGAAAUUUCAGAUGCUUUCAAACUCAACAUGGAUAAUCUCAAGGCAAUUGUCAUGGAUGUAUUUCUCGCGGGGAUAGAUACAAGCGCGGUAACUAUGAUUUGGGCGAUAACAGAACUUAUUAGAAACCCUAGAGUGAUGAAGAAAGCUCAAGAAAAUAUUCGAACCACCCUCGGUCUCAAAAGGGAAAGAAUCACUGAAGAAGAUUUAGGCAAAGUUGAGUACUUGAACCACAUAAUCAAGGAAACAUUCAGGUUACACCCAGCACUUCCAUAUGUGGUUCCAAGGGAAACAAUGUCUCACAUCAAGAUCCAAGGCUACGACAUUCCCCCGAAAACGCAAAUCCAGCUUAACGUGUGGACGAUUGGACGUGACCCUAAGCGUUGGACCGACCCUGAAGAAUUCAUCCCUGAAAGAUUUGCAAAUAGUUCUGUAGAUUUUAGAGGACAACACUUUGACCUAUUACCGUUUGGUUCUGGUCGAAGGAUCUGUCCCGGGAUGCCAAUGGCGAUUGCUACCGUGGAACUAGCAUUGAUGAAUUUGCUUUAUUAUUUCGACUGGAGUAUGCCUGAUGGGAUGAAAGGUGAAGACAUUGAUAUGGAAGAAGCUGGUAAUAUCUCCAUUGUCAAGAAAAUACCUCUUCGACUUGUGCCCGUUCAACAUUAUUAAUCGAGCAGUAAUAGAAGCUCGAUAACAUGGAAAAUGAAUGAAGCAAAACUGCAAAAGACGUAACAUUCUUUAGAUUUUGUUGUUGUGAUAUAUAUAUAUAUAUAUAAGAAAAAUGUUGGUUCAUUUGCUUAAAAAUGUUUCGGUCAUGGAAAUAAUACAAUUUGCUAAUAAAGUAGUACUCUGGACCCAA